CAAUGUUAUAAAUUAAAUCUUUAAAAAAUAAUAAAAAAAAAGAAUAAUUAAACAUUGACGAACUCGGUCUUUCUUUUAAUUAUUUAAUUACAACUUUUCGUUUCAUUUAAUUUUCCAUAUGUUGAUUGUUGAAAGUACUAUUUAGAAGCAGUACAGGAGAUCUUGGUUGUGCUCUCGCCGGUGCCGGAGAUGGAUGGUAAAGGGAAAGAGAAAAGGAGGAGGAUUGACAAAGAAUCCGAUGAAGCUAAGAGUAAAAAGGUUAGACAUGGAGAUAAUAAGGAGGAGGCGACGGACGAGGAAGUUGAGGAAUUCUUUGCGAUUCUAAGGAGUAUGCAAGUAGCUGUCAAGUACUUCGAGAAAGGAAAACGAGAAGGCUGGCGUGCUGCCGUCGAAGCUGAAGUGGUUGCGGUGGUUGGUGGUUCCAAAGAAGAUGAAGACGAUGAUCAUCAGAUUAAAAAGAAGAAAGGAUCGCCAGCAAAGAUAAAUCCGAUUGUGGAGGAGGAGGAGAUGGCGGUUUUGGAUUUGAACGCCUUGCCGGCGGUGGAAAGUAGUGAGAUAUGUAUAACUGAAUCGCAUGAUUAAACGUGGUUGAGAUCUAGGAAGCUGCCGUCGCGUGCGGUAGUGGAGGAGCAGCUCGUGAGUUCUGCCGGUGCCACGGGUUUGACAUGAGCGCAGAGGCAGAUAUAUGCGUUGGGGAAAAAAAAAAAGAACAAUUUCAAUAUCAUUGUAGAGAAAUUUCUGAAAGGGGUUCAAGCCCAAGGUUAACAACCUCUCGCUAUAAUACUUGCUUUAAAAAAAUAAUAAUAAAUAAAUAUUAUGAUGUCGAA
Jatropha curcas is the source of this 827-nucleotide messenger RNA. RefSeq lists its product as uncharacterized. Gene Ontology annotation, biological process: regulation of systemic acquired resistance. The record is from RefSeq and is a predicted model, not a curated record. NCBI's taxonomy places the organism in Eukaryota, Viridiplantae, Streptophyta, Magnoliopsida, Malpighiales, Euphorbiaceae.